AUGACUAAGAUAAAUCCUACCGAAUUUCCCGCCCAAGCUCCCGCGUACUACAUUCCACACCGUGCCGUGAUCCGUAAACAUAGCAAUACAACCCGACUUCGUGUUGUGUUUAACGCGUCGUGCAACACCGCCACCGGCAAAUCAUUAAAUAGCGCUCUUCAUGUAGGAGCAAAAUUGCAAACCGAUCUAGUAGCGGUCGUCCUCCAAUGGCGACAACCUCGAUUUGCACUAUCAGCGGACAUCGCCAAAAUGUAUAGGCAGAUUUUAGUACACCCUCUCGAUACGAAGUAUCAAUGCCUCUUAUGGCGAUCGUCUCCGACGGCUCAGGUCGACGAAUACCGACUUCUUACCGUCACUUACGGCACCGCCGCUGCCCCAUUCUUGGCCUUGCGAGUCUUACGGCAAUUAGCCGAGGACGAAGGCUCACAGUUUCCGCUCGCGGUAAUGGUUCUAUUACAGCAAACGUACGUCGACGACUGUACUUUCGGCGCCGACGACCUUGAAACUGCCAAACAAACACGAGAUCAGUUAAUUUCGUUGCUAUCUCAAGGCUGUUUUCGUUUGUGUAAGUGGGCGAGCAAUUGCCCUACGCUCCUUGAAGAUCUCGAUCCUUCCGACCAUGGACUCGCAACCAACAAAGAUUUGCACGAUCACGAUUCCAUUAAAAUUCUCGGAGUUACCUGGAAACCGGAACACGAUAUCUUCACCUUUCAAGUUUCGAAUUUAAUAACAGUCGCGAAAACUAAGCGCGGAAUAUUAUCAGUCAUCGCGCAACUCUUCGACCCACUCGGGUGGGUAGCUCCCGUUAUCGUAACCGCGAAAAUUUUCCUGCAGCAUCUCUGGUUGACGAAGUCUGAUUGGGAUGACGAGCUUCCCGCCGAGAUGUUGCGCGAAUGGGAAACAUUUCAAUUGACGUUGCUUCUCCUUGAGCAGUUAACUAUUCCGCGCUGGACGCAGUAUCAUCCGAACAACAGAAUUGAAUUACACGGAUUCGCAGACGCCUCCACGCGAGCGUAUGCGGCAGCGCUUUACCUCCGUGUCAUUUCGGGCGACGGUUGCAUUACCAAUACUCUGAUCCUCGCUAAGUCUAAAGUCGCGCCGCUCAAAACCAUUAGCGUCCCGCGUUUGGAGCUUUGCGCUGCGCUCCUACUAGCACAACUCAUAGAUUUCGCUCGUUCUGCUCUUCACCUUCCCGAUAUCGAUUAUUGGUGUUGGAGCGUUUCCAUGGUCGUCCUCGCUUGGAUACGUCAAAGUCCCUCGCGGUGGAAGACGUUUGUCGCAAAUAGAGUCUCAAAAAUGCAACAGCUUCUUCCCAAUGGAAAAUGGAAUCACGUGCCCACGCACGACAACCCCGCAGAUUGCGCAUCUCGCGGUACCGACCCUGCCUCUCUUAUUAAUCACCAACUUUGGUGGCACGGCCCACCAUGGUUAUCACAUUCGUUCAAUCAAUGGUCAGUCAUAUCCGACAUCCCGGCAACGCAUAGUGAAUUACGCGAUUCAAAAGCUUGCGCGACAUGCUCG
Molecule: messenger RNA, 1521 nt
Organism: Nylanderia fulva
Lineage: Eukaryota; Metazoa; Arthropoda; Insecta; Hymenoptera; Formicidae
Source: RefSeq, a predicted model, not a curated record